CUGGCAGCGGCGAGAGCGGCACGAGACCAGGAACUAACUGGGCUGAGCGGAAACAAGGGGACUGUGGUGACGGGCUAUGGCCCGAUGUGGGGUAAUGUCCAGAAGCCACCCCGCUAUGAUACUGAGGGGAGACCGGUAAGCAACGGUAAAGCC
Molecule: messenger RNA, 153 nt
Organism: Phytophthora sojae
Lineage: Eukaryota; Oomycota; Peronosporomycetes; Peronosporales; Peronosporaceae
Exons: 1
Source: RefSeq, a predicted model, not a curated record